CGAUGAUAAUCAUAUCCAAAAGCUUCCCUGUUCCUGCGUAUCCACAGUAGAAACAUGUCUUCGAGGUGACACUGGCUCCUUUCUUCCGCUUACCCAGCCUUCACUCUUCCUGUGCCACGACAUACUCCCACAAUGGCAGCACCACGAACCCUCCCCCGUCUCUUCCGCGGACCAACCCACCGCCUCGCGAACCUCCAACAACGCCGAACCUUCCUCUCAAACCCCUUCCAAUCUUCGCUCAACCCCCUCGCCGGCCCCGCGCAACCGCAAACCCUCACCGCGAAGCGAAUCCUCUCCUACCCAGCCGCACCCAUCUACUCCAUCGUCUCCGACGUGCAAAGCUACUCCUCCUUCCUCCCCUACUGCCAGUCCUCCGCCGUAACGCGCUGGUCCGCGCCCGACUCCACAUACGCGCGGAAAUGGCCCUCGGAAGCAAGCCUCGUCGUGGGCUGGGGCAAUCUGACCGAGUCGUUCACCUCGCGCGUGUUCUGCGUGCCAGGCCGGAUAGUCGAGAGCAUUGGCGGAGACACGGAGACGAAUCUGAAUGCGAAGGACAUUGCGCAUCAUAUGGAAGGGGCGCAGAACAACAACAGGGGCGCGAGGGGCGCGGGGAGCGGGCUGAUGACACACUUGCGGAGUCGCUGGACGAUUGAGGCGCUGGGGGAGAACGAGACCGAGGUGUCGCUGGCGCUCGAGUUUGCGUUUUCGAAUCCCAUGUAUACGGCGCUGAGUGCUGGGGCGGCGCCGAAGGUGGCGGAUAUUAUGGUUAAGGCAUUUGAGGAGAGGGUGCAGACGCUGCUUGAUGGAAACCCCGAGGUGGCGAAGGCGGAGCUGGGGAAGCUCGAGGGUAGUGCGCUGAAGAGAUAAUGAGAGGAAGAGGGUAUUUUGUGUGCGGAUUGUGCAGGACGGCAUGUGUGGGCGUUCUCUCUACGGUGCAUAUAGCAUAGCGUUCGAUGCAUCAAAGAUACAAUUUGUUCAAGA
Messenger RNA from Paraphaeosphaeria sporulosa, 981 nucleotides. RefSeq lists its product as uncharacterized. The record is from RefSeq and is a predicted model, not a curated record. Bases 133 to 867 code for a protein of 244 amino acids. Gene Ontology annotation, molecular function: ubiquinone binding. Gene Ontology annotation, biological process: cellular respiration; ubiquinone biosynthetic process. The transcript has a single exon. Gene Ontology annotation, cellular component: mitochondrion. NCBI's taxonomy places the organism in Eukaryota, Fungi, Ascomycota, Dothideomycetes, Pleosporales, Didymosphaeriaceae.